Linum trigynum is the source of this 4185-nucleotide messenger RNA. The record is from the annotation of a GenBank genome assembly. Lineage: Eukaryota; Viridiplantae; Streptophyta; Magnoliopsida; Malpighiales; Linaceae.
UUGCUCCUUCAAUCGCUCCAGCAAAAGCGGAAAUAAAGCCUAUUAUCUCACUUGAGAUGCGUUCAAGACACGUGUGACAGGCUGCAUGGUUAAUCUGUGCUUCUCUCCGGAUACCAGCCGCAGGAUUCCCCUCGCAAAGUAACCGCGCUCCCUAAGCCGAGUUGGCAUGGAAGAACUGCUGCGUAGCAGUAAAUCCUUCUCUAUACAAGUUCUCGGACGAGGUUUUUGAACAGAACUUUGAUAGGUGAGAAGUAUUCCUUCUAUUCCACUCAAGUUUAUCUGUAUUCUUUUGCUCAUAUUCCAUGAUGAAUUAAAGUAAGCGCAGCUAUCCCCUAUAUGUCUAAGACCUUUUCAAGGGCAUACUCUCUCAGGGGUAUAUAUACAACCAGACUACCCGGUCUUUCUUUGUUUGAAGUCAUCAUUCUUACGGCAAAGCUAGAUGCCCGAUCUUUAUUUCCCCAGCUCUUGGUCUUCGGUCCUACUUCUGCGGUUAGGCAAACUUUACUCUUAAGAGACUGAAUUGGGCAUAGAAUCUCAUUCCCACUAGAUCCACUGAAGCUAUAUUGGCAUAUUUCUUCGAAUUUGAAUCUUCCUUACAGGUGAAAUCCUGCAAGCCUUUUUAGAUCUUCCAAGGGCAUACAUAUUUAUUUUCUUCAUGUUGUUUGGGAGUCAAAGCAGUGGUGAGACACUAUAUCUGUGUCUGGUAAGCUUACGAGUUCGAUUGUGCGACGGAAGAAGGUCAGAGGUCUACUAUCCAUAGUUAGUAAAUACUCCGUUUAAUACACUAUAUGUACCCAUACAUACUUUAUCCAUUUAAAACUUCCAUAUUCGUAUUAUUUCCAAGCCGUUUCAUUAGUUUCCAUUCAUUUGACGGCUCCUGUACUAAACACGUAUAAAACCUGUAUAACAGAUAUCCGUAUUUAAUGAAAUAAAUUAUCAACUUUACUAUAUUUUACAUAUUUAUUACUUAUAAAAAUAAUUAAUUUUAUAUAGUUAUGAUUAUUAACGUACUAUGAAACGUAACAUUAGCUAAGAGACAAAGUAUAAUACCCGUACGCAUUUUAUAAGUAACUUUCCUAUACCGUAUUUUACGAACUAUGCUACUAUCUAUAUAUCACAUGAAGAAUUCACAUUGAUAUGAGGAUGGAGUUGUCUAGAGGUAAGGAGCUAACUGGUUGUAAUCAAUAUUGGACUGAAGUUAGUGCAUCAACUGCUUAAACAGCUUUGGCGAAGUCAGUACUAGAUUUUUCCCUCUCUUUAGACUAAAUAACAGCAUUCCUCAACCUUCGGUCGAGUAUAUUGCAUUCCUCAACCCGAUUAGGCAUUUAGCCCUUCAAAAUGGAUUUCUUGUUAGUGGAAAGUGCAGCUCUUCAGUCUACCCAUUGUCACGAGUCAAAGCCCACACCCUUUUCUUUCAAUGAUUCUUGUGCAAUCGGAAUUUCGCUAGACCCACAUUUCUAUCUUCUCGACCAGUUCUGGUGAAAGAAGUCAAGCUAGAAGUCACUAAAGAAGAGACCUCUGCUUCCUCGGCUAAACUCUUUCUCUGGGGUGACAUGUCGGACCACAACUGGGCAGGAACCCUUCAUUCCAUUAUGCCUGAAGCUCGUCUUCAAAAUGGAUCUAAUUGCACUUCACGCCCCGUGUUUUCCUUACGUCUUUUGGUCCGCCACCAGAACUUGGCUGAACCAUCAAGAUACAUGGCAGGCGUAUUCACCGAUGCCUCCUCGGACGUAGUCCGACAAGCCCCUCCAUAUCCAAAAAGUCUUUGAUUCUUAGCAUCUCGAGUGCCAACGAAUGCCUUUGAUUUCACUUGAUUCGAACCAUCUCCGCCGCGCCUCUUCGACGGCUCUAGCCUACGAGUCCUUCCCACCAGCCAUGGUUUGGCCUAACCUUGGGUCAGAUAGAAGGCGUGAGCCUAUGGAUCAAGGAGAGGGGUCAGGAGCUGGACGUGGACGUGGAACUGGGGGAGAAAGAAACCAAAGGGCCCAGGCCAGUCUUUCACUUCCAUUGGAGGAAGAGUCAGAGCCGGCCAAUGAGGACUCCUUUAGUGCCUUACAGGGUGGUCUCAUAGAUCUAAAUGAACUUUAUCUUUCCCCGGGGAAGACAUCUAUUUUUAUAAUGAGAGAGGCAUGGACCAAUGCAAUGGUGUCAAAAAAAGGCUUUUUUUUGACGAUAACGGAUGGUUGUAAUAAGGGGGUGACGCCCGGGGAAGAUAUCCACCCCUUUUGAAUUAGACUUUCCUUACUUGAAAGUCAACGCAGUAGGAGUUUAAGUUCCUUAUGCGAGCAACUUCGUUCCUUCGUCCUUCUCUCUUCGGUCGAACUCUCCCCCUCUCACUUUGUUCGAGCAUAUUGAUAACUUUAAUUAUAUUCAUGAAUAAUAUGGAACAAAUCCGCUUAUGCUUAAUUAUAUCAACGUAGUUGAAAUCCCCAUAGAUCCAAACAGAAGAAUUGAAUUAGUUUCACCUAAGUAGCUAACUUAAGUACCACUUCCAUAUUAAUUGUUGUCAUCUAAAUAGCAAACUUCAUUUUGGAGGAUGUGAUAAUUGCCCGACAUCUUCCACAUCAUCUUGCUUAGCAGUAGUGCCUCAAUAGUUCCGUCUUGUGGUGACUUGUGAGAGGUGAAGCAAUUGUCAUAAAAGUUCAGUGAGAGAAAUUGAUACUUUUUUAAUUUGUUUGUUUAAUCCUACGAUUGUGAAACAUAUGCUUAUUUAAAAAUAAAAUAAAAACUAUAUUGGAACAAUGUAUCAAAAAGAUAUAUACGAAGUUAGUAUAACCUUAGUAGGAGCAGAAUCAUCAGUGCAUCUUGCUUGAUUGUCACAAGAGUGAAUUUUUUUUUGUAUUCUUUGAAGAAGUUUUGUGAAGUAAUAGAUACGUGGAAAGUUAAUUGCAAGCCUUCCAAGUGUAGGAGAUGGUUAGGCGUAUCCUUCAUCACCACUCUCAACAUAUAAUUUACUGACAAAUUUAUCAAAAUAUCUAGUAUCCUCGUGGUCGAAGAUGACAAAUGUCCCUCCCACACAUGAGUAACAUGUUAUGGAAAAAUAAAUUCAUUACAAAUAGGUUUUUCCAAAUAUCAUGACACAUUAUUGAAAAGUUAUUUGGAUAAAUUGCCAAAAUCUUUUCAAUAAACAGCAUCAAAGUUAAUUUGAUAAAUUGAGGGGAGAUCAUCAAUUUUGAAUGUUGAAAACCCAAAAACCUCCUAGGUACACUUGUGUAAUUUUCGAAGGAUAUGAAACUACUUUUCUUUCAAUAGUACAAAUAUGGUAACAAGAAUCUUAUCCCAUGAAUCAGGGCCCUUGGUUGCUUCGGAUCUGAUUAUCCUAUCAAUUUAAGUACACUUAUAAUAGUGAUUGACCCAAAGCCCCGGAUAAAUAUUUUGGCCCGGCCUGUUCUAAUGUCAUGCAUUCUCUUUUUCUUCUUUUUUAAUAUAAAAUAUUAAAAAUUAUCGCUUUUCUUCCUCCAGAGAGUGGGACCUAAAAGGACGCCCCUGCCUGAUACUGAGAAUGAUCUAUCGUAAUGGUGUUUUAGUCACUUGAUCACUUUCCUCGUUCAAAUUACAACCAACCUAAUGGUGUUUUGGUUUUUUUACUGUGCAACUAAGACUUCGGUUGGGAGUGGAUUAGGUUUUGUCGGAUUUACUGGGAGAGCACUCCAUUGAUGUUUGGGCUUUUUAUGAUUAUAUGGACGAUGCAUUCAUCAUCGAACUCAUUUCAUUUAGGGAUGCUCUACGAUAGUGUCUUUAUCAUUCAGUAACUAACAUUUUAUUCUAUGGAGUUACGCAGGUGAUUCAUCCACAUCAUUAAUUUGAAGGAUUUGACACACACUUGGGGUGGAAGCCUCAUUUACGAUGUUCAGGGUCUACGCUCAUCUCUGCUCUGCAGGAUGUCUCGUUUCACCUUCGUUGCGUAAGUAUAAUAGGGUUGUCAUCUCAUGGAAAAUAAAUCCUUUCAUUGUUGGAUUGUCAUUAGCGAUGUCAAAAUAUUCACAUCCGUGGAUACUCGCUCGAAUUCGAUCUCACCUGGCCUGGUAGGGAAAAACCAAACCCGAACGAUUUUUGGUGGGUAUGGGUAGAAUUUAAAUUCAAAUGUGGCGCAUAAUGUGUGAACAAGGAUUUUUCACUAUUCAACCCAAACUCACCUGAUUAACAUAUUUGUAUGCAUAUUCUAUAUAAACGAUCUUUAUUUUU